Megalobrama amblycephala (Wuchang bream) is the source of this 2820-nucleotide messenger RNA. RefSeq names its product RAB31, member RAS oncogene family (gene rab31). The coding region runs from base 179 to 763 and encodes 194 amino acids. NCBI's taxonomy places the organism in Eukaryota, Metazoa, Chordata, Actinopteri, Cypriniformes, Xenocyprididae. The record is from RefSeq and is a predicted model, not a curated record. Gene Ontology annotation, molecular function: GTPase activity; GTP binding. The transcript has 7 exons.
UGUGAGUGACAGCUUAACCGAAUUUCUCCAGUCGGUUUCCGUUAGCUUUGGGAAGGAGAUGGUCAGAGUUUGUGUUUUACAGAUGAACAGUCUGCUGUGACCGUGAUAGAUGAGAGUCGACAAAACAAGACCGGAGACUGCUAGAAUAAUGCUUCAGCUGCCAUAACGUGCUUUUACAAUGGCCAUCAGGGAAUUGAAAGUUUGUCUGCUAGGGGACACUGGUGUCGGGAAAUCAAGUAUCGUGUGUCGAUUUGUUCAAGAUCACUUUGACCACAACAUCAGUCCAACGAUAGGUGCAUCAUUUUUAACUAAGACCGUCCCCUGUGGAAAUGAACUUCACAAGUUUCUGAUCUGGGACACCGCAGGGCAGGAACGGUUUCAUUCGUUGGCUCCCAUGUAUUACAGAGGCUCUGCAGCGGCUGUCAUUGUUUAUGACAUCACAAAACUUGACUCUUUCCAGACGUUAAAGAAGUGGGUAAAGGAGCUGAAGGAACACGGGCCAGAGGAUAUAGUCGUAGCCAUAGCAGGAAAUAAGAAUGAUCUGGGUGACAUCAGGGAAGUUCCAACUAAAGAGGCGAAAGAUUUUGCAGAGUCCAUCGCUGCCAUAUUUAUGGAGACCAGUGCCAGAAAUGCAGUUAACAUAGAGGAGCUGUUCCAGAAAAUCAGUCGACAGAUCCCUCCGCUGGAGAACACGGACGCCGACAGCCAGGAAUCUUUUAAACUGACACGACAGCCUCCUCCCUCCACCAAACGCUGCUGUUAAACAUCCGCAAGCCACAUGAAGAGGAUACAGUCAAAUGACUGACAAACAUGUAUAUUACAGUAGGAAACACAGCAAUUCUGCAGCUGAACAGUUUUAUACCAAGUCAUAAUGUUUUCUGAAUAUUGCAGUGAUGCUGAGCAACUUCAGGAGGUGAGUUAUCACAACUUGAAAGAAUUUUCAUAUCAAGUCUUUUUAAAUGCAACAUUGUGUUAAAUUGAAAUGCUGUCUAGUAGUAGUUAGCGCUAUGUUUACACAAUAAUAAGUGCCUUAGAAAUGCCAUUUUUACGUUUGAGAUUGUCGUUUCGAGUUUUGAAAACAAAAGCUUUGAUUGGUUAUUUCUAAUCUGGCUUUAUUUGACCACUUACAAUGACAUGAUAGUGUGAUGUAAAUGACUUAGAGAUUUUCAAAUAUGUUGGUCACACUUUGUAUUACAGUGUUCAACACUCCUAAAAAUAAAGGUUCUAUAUUGCAGCAAUGGUUCCAAAAAGAACCUUUAACAUCCAUGGAACUUUUCCAUUCCACAAAAGGUUCUUUAUAGUGGAAAAGGGUUUUUCAGAUUAUUAAAAUGCUCUUUACACUAAGAAAAUAAUGAUUCUUUCAAGAACUGUUGACUGAAAGGUUCUUUUGGGGAACCAAAAAUGGUUCUUCUAUGGCAGGGGUCUCCAAACUUGAUCCUGGUGGGCCACUGUCCUGCAGAGUUUAGCUCCGACUUUCCUCAACACACCUGCCUGGAAGUUUCUAGUAUGCCUAAUUAUACCUUGAUUAACUAGUUCAGGUGUGUUUAAUUGGGGUUGGAGCUAAACUCUGCAGGACAGUGUUUGAGAGUUUGGACACCCCUGUUCUAUGACAUCGCUGUGAAAAACUUUUAUUUUCAAGAGUGUAUGUUUUUACAUACUUCUACUGCAUAAUACUAAUAAACCGCAUCCGUUUAAUGUCAUUUUUUGUAGUGCUGUGUGUAAUUGCACAUAGUUAUUGUUUUUAUUUUAGUAAUUCAUUAAAUGGGCACUGUAAAAUGAAGUGUUACCAAUUUAUUUAUCCUGGAAAAGUGAGUUACUUAAUUAUAAUUUUGUUUUUUUUUUUAUUCCUUUCAUGAACAUUUAAAACUCAUGUGAAAUAUUUACCCCUUUAUCAAAUGAAAAUGUGAGAAAUCAGCCACCAGAGGGCACAAUUGGCUUUACUGUGAACAACAGUUUUCUGCUUACCUGUUGCUGUCAGUGGAAAAAAGACUUUCCCCCCCCACUAAAAUGUCUAACAAUAUGCGUUUUUCAAUGGUUUUUAGGAAAUGACAAAAUUCUGUUAAUCUGUUAAACAGGUGCACUUAUUAGCUGAUCACUAAAUAUGUACAACAUUUCCCCAAAAAGUUUAAACACUGUGAUUCUGCUGUGCUGUCAUUACAUUACUUUACUUUACUUUAAGCAUCCCAACCAACCUCACACCGCAAUCUUCGCUGGGACAGGACUAUUUGUUCGACUGACAGCGAUUCCUCCAUUGGUUGGCUCAUUAUUUUUGCAAUUCCAUUUGGUGACACUAGUGCUUCAGAAAUUACACACUUCACCUUUAAGGCUAAAAGCAUAAAAGCAGGGUAAUUGUGCGUUCUCCUACAUAAUCAGCCUGCCUUGGUGUGGUUGUGGGAGGAUUGAUUACCUGUCCUGUAGUUUUUCAAUUUUGUAAUCAGAAGGAUCUUUUCUGUCAGUCACAGCUGGCAAAAUCACACAUGUGUCACAUUACAAGCAGUAGUUCUAACAGUUCUAAUCAUAAAGCAUCACAUAUAAUAUAACAUUUAAUAUGAGUAUAUCUAUAUAUUUAUAUCUCUUUUCUAAAAUAAACGUUAGAAGGAUUAAAAUUUAGUGCGAAUUCACGUAGAUGCCUUAACCUAACUGGGUGAGAUCUGGUGAUUAAUUAUCAUUUUAUACAUUUUGUAAAUAACUUCAUAUUUGUACUUUUAAACCUUCCUUUUGUUAGUUAACUUAAUUUUUGUUUUAUGUGAUGUUGUGACAAUGGUAUCCAACACAUUUUGUACCAGAUGUCAUAAAUAAACUACAAAUGCAGUACACAAA